Molecule: messenger RNA, 213 nt
Organism: Aspergillus clavatus NRRL 1
Lineage: Eukaryota; Fungi; Ascomycota; Eurotiomycetes; Eurotiales; Aspergillaceae
Exons: 1
Coding region: 1-213 (70 amino acids)
Source: RefSeq, a predicted model, not a curated record
AUGGAUAGCCUCGCCCUCGCCCCCUCUACGGAGCACAAGCGCAGCAGCCGGUUCUGGACCAGCGAGCAACGGCGAGACUCGGUGAUACCGUCCACUCAGAUCGCGGAAGAUCGUAUUCCAGAGCGAAACCCGAAGCACCGGGGGACGCCGUCAAAGGAUGAGCUUCCCGCCUUCCUUGGGCUGGGAUUCGACGAAUUGGGUGUUUCCAUUUGA